UUUCUUUUAUUAUAACCAGUUAUGAAUUAUUAGUAGAUAGUAGUAACCAGUUCAGUUCAAUGAACUCCAUUAAUAGCAUAACAAUUUAAUUAAAUUGUAAAAUAAUAUUUAAUUCACGUGAGCUUAUAACGAUGUCUUUGCUUAAUAAAUUUACCAGAAACCGGCCUAGUAGGUGCUUCAAUUUGACAUUCCAUAGAGAUUUAAAUGUAGCCAUAAUUGGUCAGAGUACAUUUGCUGCUGAAGUAUACAAAUUAUUGUUAAAAUACGGUCACCAUGUUGUAGGUGUUUUUACUAUUUUAGAUAAGGGAAAUCGACAAGAUCCUUUAGCUGCUGUAGCGGGUGAAGGAGGCACACCUGUAUUUAAAAUAAAAGCAUGGCGACAAGGUGAAAAAGCUCUACCUGAAGUAUUUGCUCAGUAUAAAAAAGUUAAUGCUGAUCUUAAUGUUCUACCAUUUUGUUCACAAUUUAUUCCAAUGGAAGUUAUUGAGUAUCCAAAACAUAGAAGUAUAUGUUAUCACCCAUCAAUUUUACCUAAACAUAGAGGAGUCAGUGCUAUAAAUUGGACUCUUAUAAAUGGUGACACUGAAGCUGGAUUUUCAAUAUUUUGGGCUGACGAUGGUCUUGAUACUGGACCAAUUCUAUUACAAAAGUCAUGUCCUGUUUUACCUGAUGACACAGUUGAUUCUUUAUAUAAUAGAUUCUUAUAUCCCGAAGGCAUAAAAAGUAUGGCUGAAGCAGUUAACAUGGUUGCUGAUGGAACAGCUCUGGUAAUUCCACAAUCUACUGAAGGAUCAUCUUUUGAACCAUCUAUUAGAAAAAAAGAAUUACAAAAAGUAGAUUGGUUAAAAAAUUCUUCGGAGGUUCAUAAUUUUAUUAGAGGACUAGAUAGUUCUCCAGGGGCUUGGACUAUUUUAGAUGGAAAAGAAGUAAAAUUAUUUCAAGCAGCUUUAUGGAAGGCUGAAACACCUAUAGGUGAUACAAUUAUCAUUGAUGAUCUUAAAACACCGGGUAUUGUACAUGACAAUGGUCUUUUAGUGACUUGUUCUGAUGGUCAAAAGAUAAAUAUCAGUAGAUUAUCUGUAAAUGGUCAAAUGAUGGCAGCAAAAUACUAUGGUAAAAAGAUUACACACCAAGAAGUUAUUGAGUAUACUGAAAAAGAAAAAGAUUUUAUUUCAGUUAUAGAAAAUAUCUGGAAUAAUAUAUUGAACAUGAAGGUGGAAAAAGACACAAAUUUUUUUCAGUCUGGUGCAGGCUCUAUGGAUGUUGUUAGAUUAAUUGAGGAGAUAAAAGAAAAACUGAAAUUGACAUUAAAAAAUGAUGAUGUGUUUAUGUCUCCAGUAUUUAAUGAAUUUUGUAAUUCUGUAGUGAAAAGAUCUAGAGGAACAUUUGAUACUAUUAAACAAUUAAAAUAUGAUCAAGUUGAGAUGGAUGUUAACAAUAUGAAAUUAAGAUUUGCUAAGCAACUUUUUAUUAAUGGCCAGUUUGUUAACUCAGAAUCUGGAAAAACAAUUGAUUGUAUUAAUCCUGCAGAUGAAUCUAUUAUUUGUUCGGUUCAAUGUGCUACAGAAAUUGAUGUAGAUCAAGCAGUUAAUGCUGCUACUAGAGCUUUUUAUGGUGAAUGGUCAGAAAUGAAUCCACGAGAUAGAGGUGCUUUAAUGUAUAAAGUGGCUGAUUUACUUGAUAAAAAUAGAGAAGAACUUGCAACCAUAGAGUCAAUAGAUUCUGGUGCAGUUUAUACACUAGCUCUUAAAACUCACAUAGGUAUGUCAAUAGAUGUUUGGAGAUAUUUUGCUGGCUGGGCUGAUAAAAUCCAUGGGCAAACAUUACCUAUAUCUCAUGCCAGACCUAAUAGAAAUUUAGCUUACACAAAAAAAGAGCCAAUUGGGGUAUGUGGCAUAAUUACACCAUGGAAUUAUCCAUUGAUGAUGUUAUCAUGGAAAAUGGCUGCUUGUUUGGCAGCUGGUAAUACAGUUGUAAUGAAACCAACCGAACUAUCUCCAUUAACUUCUUUAAAGUUUGCAGAAUUAUCUGUUGAGGCUGGAUUUCCUUCAGGAGUAAUAAAUAUUCUUCCAGGAUUAGGUUCUGAAGUAGGUAAAGCAAUAGUAGAACACCCAGAUAUUAGAAAAGUAGGAUUCACUGGAAGUACAUUAACGGGCCAUUCUAUUAUGAAAGCUGCUGCAGAAUCAAAUCUUAAAAAAAUUUCUUUAGAGCUAGGUGGGAAAUCGCCAUUAGUUAUAUUUGAUGACUGUGAUUUAGAAAGAUCUGUAAAAAUUAGCAUGAGUGGUGUUUUUUUCAAUAAAGGAGAAAAUUGUAUUGCUGCAGGUAGGGUAUUUGUUGAAUCUAACAUACAUGAUAAGUUUGUAGAAAGAGUUAUUGAAGAGAUUAAAAAAAUUAAAAUUGGAAAUCCAUUGGAUCGUGAUACCCAUCAUGGUCCUCAAAAUCACAAAGCUCAUUUACAAAAAUUAAUCAACUUUUGUAAAAAAGGUCAAGAUGAAGGUGCUAUUUUAAAAAUUGGCGGAAAACAGUUAAAUAGGCUUGGUUAUUUCUUUGAACCUACUGUAUUUACUGGUGUUGAAGAUCAUAUGUAUAUAGCUCAUGAAGAAUCUUUUGGUCCAAUUAUGGCGAUUUCAAGAUUUAGUGGAAGUGAUCUAAAUGCUGUAAUUAAAAGAGCCAAUGCUACUGAAUAUGGGUUAUCUUCUGGUGUGUUCACAAAAGACAUUAGUAAAGCAUUGAAAUUUGCUGAAAAAAUUGAUGCGGGUACUGUAUUUAUCAACACUUAUAAUAAAACAGAUGUCGCAGCUCCAUUUGGAGGUUUUAAGAGAUCUGGUUUUGGCAAAGAUUUAGGCGAAGAAGCAUUGAAUGAGUAUUUAAAAACAAAAUGUAUUACAAUAGAAUACUAAAUUGGUAGAAUAAAGGAAAAAAAAUUAUAAUAAUAGUGGGAGAGGAUUAUUUCAUCCAAAUGACCUAAAUCAAGAGAAUGUUUUCAAACAUGCUAUUCAAGAUGUAAAUGCUAACAGACACAUAUUCAGUAGAUCAAAUUUGACAGGACAAAUCGAAAAAGUUUCCCCGC
This is a messenger RNA of Daktulosphaira vitifoliae (grape phylloxera), 3070 nucleotides long. RefSeq names its product cytosolic 10-formyltetrahydrofolate dehydrogenase. NCBI's taxonomy places the organism in Eukaryota, Metazoa, Arthropoda, Insecta, Hemiptera, Phylloxeridae. Gene Ontology annotation, cellular component: cytoplasm. Gene Ontology annotation, molecular function: formyltetrahydrofolate dehydrogenase activity; aldehyde dehydrogenase (NAD+) activity. Bases 132 to 2900 code for a protein of 922 amino acids. Gene Ontology annotation, biological process: one-carbon metabolic process; biosynthetic process; 10-formyltetrahydrofolate catabolic process. The transcript has 16 exons. The record is from RefSeq and is a predicted model, not a curated record.